AAAAUUGGUGAGAGACUCGAACAUUAUCUAGAAAUGAGUACUUGUUUCCUCUGUAGAAGAGUAGUGUCACUCACAAAUGUAGGGCAAAUGUUUGAAAUUUCAAGGACCCGAGUGCAUUUUCUUCAAAAUACCCAACUUCUUAUGCUUAGAUCUUUCUCUUCGCCCAAACAACACUCUUUCACAGUGUCUUACCUCAUGAACUCAUGUGGGUUGUCCCCAGAAACUGCUCUAUCUGCAUCACGGAAGAUACAGUUUGAAACCCCAGAAAGAGCAGACUCCGUCCUCGCACUGCUUAGAAAUUAUGGAUGCACCAAUAGCCAUAUCUCCAAAAUUGUAAGCCGGUAUCCGCUCCUGCUCACUGCCAAUCCUGAGAAGACCCUUUUGCCCAAACUGGAGUUUUUCUGUUCUGUAGGCUUUUCAGGGCCUGACCUUGCCAGUAUUGUCGUUGCUGGCCCACAGAUCUUGAAAAGGAGCUUGGAAAAUCAUGUUAUUCCUAGUUAUAAUUUCCUCAAGAGUGUACUUAUGGUCAACGAAAAUAUUGUGAGGGCCCUCAAUAAGUCAUACUGGCUUCAUGGUCAAAGCCUGCAAAACAUCAUGGCUCCAAAUAUUGCAAUUCUGAAAGAAAUUGGAGUUCCCAUGUCAAAUAUUUCAUUUUUGGUAACAUGUCACCCUGGCGCAGUGUCCCAAAACAAGGAAAAGUUUAGUAGAAGUGUCAAGAUGGUUAUUGAAAUGGGAUUUGAUCCUUUGAGAGUUCCAUUUGUGAAAGCUGUUCAAGUGAUCAUGGAAAUGGGUGAAUCAAUGUGGGAGCAUAAAAUGGAGGUUUAUAGGCGGUGGGGUUUGACAGAUGAUGAGAUUAUGUUGAUGUUCCGAUUGGAUCCCUUAUGUAUGAAGUCAUCGGAGAAGAAAAUAAUGAGUGUGAUGGAUUUUCUGGUUAAUAAGAUGGGUUGGAAACCUGCUGCUAUUGCUAGAUAUCCAACAGUCUUUUUGCGCAGUCUUGAGAAGAGGAUUAUUCCAUGGUGUUCAGUAGUGAAAGUUCUUCAAAUGAAGGGGUUGGUGAAGAAGGAUCUGUGUUUGAGUUUUUUAGGCUCCAAUGAGAAGAAUUUGUUCAAUAGGUUCAUGGUGAAAUAUGAGCAUGAUGUUCCUGAGCUUUUAAAUGUAUAUCAAGGAAAAAUUGGUAUUUUGGAACUUGGCUUCGUGUCUGAGGGGAUAAUGUAGGAUGAAACAGUUGUAGUUUCUCAACUUAACAAUUCCAAAUAAUUAUCCUUUCUGUCGUUUUUAUUA
This is a messenger RNA of Vitis vinifera (wine grape), 1281 nucleotides long. Its product is annotated as transcription termination factor MTERF6, chloroplastic/mitochondrial. Gene Ontology annotation, biological process: regulation of DNA-templated transcription; chloroplast organization. Gene Ontology annotation, cellular component: chloroplast. The record is from RefSeq and is a predicted model, not a curated record. Bases 34 to 1215 code for a protein of 393 amino acids. Lineage: Eukaryota; Viridiplantae; Streptophyta; Magnoliopsida; Vitales; Vitaceae. Gene Ontology annotation, molecular function: double-stranded DNA binding. The transcript has a single exon.